Aphanomyces astaci is the source of this 2637-nucleotide messenger RNA. RefSeq lists its product as hypothetical. Gene Ontology annotation, molecular function: nucleic acid binding. The record is from RefSeq and is a predicted model, not a curated record. The transcript has 9 exons. The coding region runs from base 1 to 2637 and encodes 878 amino acids. Lineage: Eukaryota; Oomycota; Saprolegniomycetes; Saprolegniales; Verrucalvaceae.
AUGGCGACCAAGCAAGAGCUGGUGGAUGAUCUAGCCGAAGAGGAAGAAGCUUUGGUGCCCAUGGAGCUGGCCGCCUGUUUUCCCGAUAUGACGCCGGUGGACCCAGCUGUAGAACAAGCCAAGGGUGGUAAAACUCUGGUAGCUGGCUGUUGUGCUGAGUUUGCCCUGGGCCUAUCCAAGCUCCUAGCCAAGUAUAUGGACGUUUUCCGCCUUACGCUUGGCCGCGACCCACCGGUGGACAUGCCACCUUUGAAGGUGCAUCCGACAAAGAACUCCAACCCUGUGCGUUGCAAGGCUAGACGCUAUUCCCUCCCUCAGCGUGAGUUCAUGCAGAAGCAUGUGGAAGAGCUAGAGAAGGCUGGUUUCAUCUAUCGAAACCCAACCAGCCGAUGGGCGUGUGCCCCUCUGAUCGUGCGCAAGCCUCAUACCAAGGACAAAUUCCGUAUGGCGGUGGACCUACGCCCAGUCAACAGCCAGACGGAGCAGAUUGCCUGGCCUAUGCCCAUGUUGGAAGUUGUGGUGGAUCACCUGCGUGGAGCCACCUGCUUUUUCAUCGAUAGUGUGGCCUAUUGCCAGUCUACGGUCCAAGCCAUGUUCGCUGAGCAGCUGUACAAGUGCCUGCUAGCCUGGUUGGACGACCUCCUGGGCUAUCACAAGACACCAGCUGGCCUUCAGUUGGCCCUAGCUGAAGUGCUUGAAGUUUGCGCCAAACGUGGCCUGAAGCUACACCCAAAAAUUCGAGUGGACGCUCUACAGCGACUGCCCGAGCCCAAGACUGGUGCCGACCUCCAGCAGUAUGUAUGCGCCCUCAACUGGAUGCAUAUGUCCAUCCCUGGUUUCAACGUGUUGGUACGGGAUCUGACAGUUGUGCUGGAACGUGUGUUUUCUUCAGUCGGGGGGAAACGCACCAAGCAGCUGGCGGCUACUGUGCUGCUGACGGACGUUGGCUGGAACGACACUCACGUGGCCGCACUGGAAGCCACCAAAAAGGCGCUGGCCAAGGUGGUGGAGCUCAGCCACCCCAAGCCAGAGAUGCGGCUCUGUGUGUUCGCUGAUGCCUCCGAAGAACACUGGGGUGCAGUCAUCACCCAAGUCCCACCCGACCAGUUGAAUCGGAAGUUUGAAGCCCAAUCCCACGAGCCCCUCAUGUUCCUGAGUGGGACAUUCACGGGGGCAGCUGGACGCUGGGCCAUUGUGGAGAAGGAAGCCUAUGCCAUCGUGGUGUGGGCUGACCACCUGCUGCAUCCUGCCGCUGGUUUCAACCUCUACACUGACCAUCGGAACCUGAAGUUCAUAAUCAACCCGACAGCUGUGGUGGCCUCUGGAUCGCCGUUGAAGUCCAUUUGUGCCAUCAGUCAAGAGCUACUGAAGGUGUUACCUUUGCGGAGCAGCCCUUUCGAGUGGCCUACGCUUGUAGCCAUUGGGACUGCCCAACGUGACAGCCUGGACACCAACACCAUCGCCGCUCUAUCCCUAGAGUUCAGCCAGCUGGCCGAUCAUCAAAUCAAGCUGGACACCGGUGAUCUGUGGCAGCUGCGACUAGUCAACCAAGUGUUGUGGGUGCCAGAUGAAGCCAGCGAGCUCCAGCUACGCCCAACCCUGGACAGCUUGGUGGCCUUUUGUUGGUGGACUACCAUGGAGAAGGACGUGCAGUACUUUGUGGACCGUUGUCUGCAUUGCACUAGCGUAUCUGGUGGUGCACCCAGACCUUUGGGGGAAGCCCUACACUCUGCCAAGCUAAAUGGUCUCCUGCACUGGGACUAUCUGUUUGUGGGAGACUCCAAGACAGGCGACAAGUACCUGUUCGUGAUAAAGUGUGAUGCCAGCAAGCUGGUGUGGCUAUUUCCAUCAAUGGAAGCCACGGCUGUGUUUACCAAGGACUGUCUGCUUCAGUGGCUUGCUGUGUUUGGUGUGUGCUACGAGUGGGUUUCCGAUCAAGCAUCCCACCACCAUUUCACCACUGCUCGCUGUCCAUGGGCUAAUGGGACCGUCGAGGUGGUUAUGCGUCAGCUGCAACUACUGUUUCGGGCAUGCCUCAGUGAGUGGCGCAUGGCUACGACCCAUUGGAAUGAGAUCCACGUGGUAGUCAUUCUCAUCAUGAACCAGCUGCCCUCCCCAUCCCUUGGCGGCGUGGCCCCCGUGACCGCUAUGUCCGGCCGUCCAGCCAUGUCACAUCUGGACACCAUCAUUCUUCCUGGCUCUCUCAAGUCUGCUACGCUGGCGGAGAUCGAGUCAAUGCAACGUGGCAACUCGACCAAGCGCCGUGACCGAGCCCGCAAGACCCAUAACAAGAAGCGAGGCAUGCAAAUGGCCCAAUUCGUUGUUGGAGAUUACGUGCUCUAUCAAGACGUGUGGCAGCACCAUUGGCCAACUGUUGUGACAGCUGUGGCCAGCAGCUGGCUAUACGACGUCAAGAACCUCAUCACUGGUGACGAGAGGGAAGCCCAUGCCAGCCGCCUCAAGUUCUACGCCGAUAAGAGUUUGCAUGUGUCUGAAGAUUUCAAAAAGCACGUGACCCACAACUCUGAAGGCUACGAAGUGGAGGCCAUUGUGGAUACCCGCUAUAUGGCCGCCAAGAAGGCCGAUGAAGUGCUGAUCAAGUGGCGCGGCCUAAAAGACGUUGAGAACUCCUGGUAG